Molecule: messenger RNA, 531 nt
Organism: Gossypium raimondii (Peruvian cotton)
Lineage: Eukaryota; Viridiplantae; Streptophyta; Magnoliopsida; Malvales; Malvaceae
Product: secreted RxLR effector protein 161-like
Exons: 1
Coding region: 1-531 (176 amino acids)
Source: RefSeq, a predicted model, not a curated record
AUGCAAGAUGUUUUUGAGAUUACUGAUCUAGGUUUGAUGACCUACUUUUUUGGCAUAGAAAUGAAUCAGAUUGAACAUGGCGUCUUCAUAAGUCAACGAGCUUUUGCAUUGAAUAUUUUAAGCAAGUUUUGCAUGAUAAACUACAAACUUGCUAGCACUCCUGUGGCACAAGGUGAAAAGCUUUCCAGCAAGAGUGGCAAUGAAAGAGUGUUUGAGAUGGGCUACAGAAGCCUUGUAGGUUGUCUACUCUAUUUGAUAGAAGCAUGGCUAGACAUCAUGUAUACAGUUCGUCUUCUAUCAAGGUUCAUGCAUUGUUGCAAUGUUGCUCAUUUCAAGGCAGCUAAAACAGUCUUGAGAUACAUCAAAGGGACCUUAAACUAUGGGGUGAAGUUUGUGAAGACUGAGGAGCUAAAACUGGUUGGCUAUUCAGAUAGUGACUGGGCAGGCUCAGUUCAUGCUAUGAAUAGCACAUCGGGCUUCUUUUUCACUCUAGGUUUAGGGUCUUUUGUUGGAGUUCUAAGAAACAACUAG